Messenger RNA from Psilocybe cubensis, 906 nucleotides. RefSeq lists its product as uncharacterized. The transcript has 6 exons. The record is from RefSeq and is a predicted model, not a curated record. NCBI's taxonomy places the organism in Eukaryota, Fungi, Basidiomycota, Agaricomycetes, Agaricales, Agrocybaceae. Bases 1 to 906 code for a protein of 301 amino acids.
AUGGCUUCUGAUCAGACUGCGCGUGCAUCUCUGCACCCUUCCAGGCAUGGAUCAAUUGACAUUGAACUCAAAGCUCUCAAAAUUCAUUCCCGUCGACUACAAUCCUUGCUUACGAUCCAUGCGACAGAGCUACAAGUCCUUCAUAGGUUGUACUAUAAAAACAAAAAUCAGCAUCGUGGAGCAUUGUUCUGGCGAAAUGUUACUGAAAUGAGACGCUUUUUGGAGAAGAUCGAGAAGCUGAAGCUACUUGAUUCAACCAACAGUCUGCGUUCAACAUUCUAUGACACCACACAAAACAUAAAUGCUAUCAAGGGGCCUUGGACGCACUACCCGAACGAAAGGACAUUAGUCAAAUUCUUGGACCACUGUAAUAUUGCAGUAAAGCUGCUGGACAAGAUGUCAGAGCGUUCCCUAAUUGCCUAUAGAUCCUUUCAUCGGUCGUUGCAGUCAGCUGCGUUUCUUCAAAUCCUUCUUAUGUUUGUCGCAAUCGCAUCCAGGGCUGGAACAUUAGCCACAGAACUUAUUGAUACCGUACGCCUCAUAAUCUCUUGCACUAAUCGACUUAUUCUUAUAACCAUACACAAUAAAGAUGAACUGGCAGGGCCUGGGCCCAUUCAAAAUUCUGAUGCAAAGCCGCAACCAAUGGAUGUUGAUAACUCCGUUGAUUUGUUGUCCAUAUCACAGGCGAUUGGUGUCAUGACCACGCAACAGAAAACUGCGCAAUCCGCACCAGUGAUUUCUCCAACACAGGACUCCAAUGCGGCACCCCCACCUAUCACAGUGCCAAAAACGGUGGUUUACAAAACAAGAAUAGAACCCAAGCAACUGUCGGAGCCAGUUCCUAUACCCAAAAAGAAAAAGCGCAAAGCACCCAGAAACGAGAUCGAUGAUAUCUUCGGCUUUUGA